AUGGAGGGCAGCAGCGGAGUGGUGGUGCCGGCGCCGGUGGCGCCACCACACUCGUGGGAGUACCACCUGCGGAAGUACCUCGCGCUGCUGGCCACGCUGGUGGCAACGUCUACGUACGCGGCGGGGCUGAGCCCGCCGGGUGGAGUCUGGCAGGAGAACAACCCGGGGGAGCAGGCCGGGGUCCCAAUUCUGUACCACUCUCCCCGGUACCUCGCCUUCUUCUACUUCAACGCGACAGCCUUCGCGGCGUCGCUUGUCGUCAACCUACUCCUCCUCGUCCUGAACGAGAGCCGGACGGCGUGGCUCUCCGUGCUCCGGCUCGUCAUGGUGCUGGACCUGCUCGCCCUCAUGGGGGCCUUCGCCACCGGGAGCUGCGAGGACCUGCCGACCACCGUGUACGUCUCCACGCUGGUUAUCGCUCUCGCCGUCUACGUCGGCAUCAAAAUCCUCCUAGAUUGGCACGAUAAGGAGGCCCCCGACGACCCGCUCGAGUUCAACGAGCAUCGCAAGGAGCUGCUCGUGCUGGCGACGUUCGCCACGGGCCUCUCCUUCGCCGCCGGCCUGAGCCCGCCCGGCGGCUUCCGCGACGACGCCGAGGGCGACCAUGACGCCGGAGAUCCGAUCCUUAAGGCCCAACACUCCCAGCGCCUGAUGGCCUUCUUCUACUGCAACACCACGGCGUUCGUGGCGUCGCUGCUCGUCAUCGUGCUGCUGCUGGGCCGCAGGAUGCAGAAGUACUACGGCAAGAUUCAGCUGUACGGGUUCAUCCUCGUCGUGCUGCUCGGCCUCCUGGGCGCCUACGCCGCCGGGAGCUCUAGGAAGACGGACACGACGGUCUACGUGGUCGUUCUUGUCGCGGCUGUCCCAGUGUACAUCCUCGUCGUGAUGGUGAUAAGGGUUAUGAUGCCUGUCUCGGAACCUCCCAAGAAUAGCGACUCCGAUGAGGUACGACUCAAGAGCAUCUCCGAAAGCCCUUCGCCGGCGCGCGAGUCGCCAACAGUAGGCCCAAUCUCUGAGUCGCCAGCAGUAGAUGAGGUGAGCGAAGGCAUCGGGAAGGCCCAAUCUCUGAUGCUGCUGCUCGCCACACUCGCCGCCACCAUCACUUACCAAGCUGGCAUGGACCCGCCCGGCGGCGUCUGGCCGAGUGACGCUCUGGAGACGGAGCCACCCCACAAGGCCGGCGACCCGAUCCUCCUGUCGACGCACGCGGCGCGCUACAAGGUGUUCUUCUACUGCAACUCCACCGCGUUCGUGGCGUCCUUGGUGGUCAUCCUCAUGGUCCAGAACAAGGGCCUGAUGAGAGGGCACGCGCUGGAGGUGGCCAUGAUACUGGACCUGUUCGGCCUCAUCGGCGCGUACGCCGCUGGGAGCUGCCGCGACGUGAGCACCUCCAUCUACGUCAUGGCCCUGGCGGGCGGCGUCCUGGUCUACGUCGUGAUCCACGUCGUCUUCUUCACGCUGGACCACGAGAAGCUCAGCGACGAGGAGAAGAGGAGGAUCCACAAGCGGCGCAAGCGGCUACUGCUCCUCUCAAUCCUGGUGGCCACCAUCACCUACCAGGCCGGCCUCACCCCGCCGGGCGGCUUCUGGACGCAGGACGGCAAGACCCCAGAUGGUCACGACUACAGCGCGGGGUCCGCGAUCCUCGGAGACGUCAGCGGCGAGUACCGGAGGAGGUAUUUGGCCUACUUCUACUGCAACUCGACGAGCUUCAUGGCGUCCAUGGCGCUCAUCCUCAUGCUAGUGAACCCGAACCUGUACCGGCCGGGCAUACGGUCCUACGCGCUCUACGUGUGCAUGGUCGUCGCAGUGUUCGGCCUGAUGGGCGCCUACGCCGCCGGGAGCGCACGGCAGCUGCGGACGUCCAUCUACGUCUUCGUUCUCGUCGGUGCAGUGGUGGCCUUCAUCCUCAUCCAGCUGCUAAUGUUCUUCAAAUUGCACCAAAUUUGCGGCCCCGCCAAAUCGAAGAGGUCAUUUCCCCCGCUACAGCUACAAUCGCCCAAGCCCAAGCCCAGCCCGGAGGAGAGCUCCAAUUCGAGCCGCCGGAAGUACCUGAUGCUGCUGGCGAUCCUGGCGGCGAGCGUCACCUACCAGGCCGGCCUCAAACCGCCGGGCGGCAUGUUCGAGGACGGGGAUGCCGCGGGGAACCCGGUGCUGCGGGUGAGCGACCUGGUCCGGUACCGGGUCUUCUUCUACUGCAACUCUGGCUCGUUCGCGGCGUCGGUGGUCGUCAUCGUCCUGCUGCUGCAGGAGUUUCUGCACGGCCAAGCGUACGGCCUGUUAAUCCACGCCAUGAACACGGCGAUCGUGCUGGACGUGCUGGGACUCCUGGGCGCGUACGCCGCCGGGAGCAGCCGGGAGUGGGACACGUCCGGGUACGUCAUCGCGCUGACCGCCGCCGUGCUCGCCUUCCUCGCGGUGCACCUCGUGAUCUUCCUGAGCGGCCGGAGUGGCAAAGGGAAAGUGAGCAGUGUGCAGCUGCAGCCUGAGCCGAAAGUAUUAAGGAGGUGUGCCUCAUCCCCGGCCGUGCUGAAGCUCAGUGUGCAACUGGUCUCCAUUUCUUGUGUAGCUUAG
Molecule: messenger RNA, 2574 nt
Organism: Lolium rigidum
Lineage: Eukaryota; Viridiplantae; Streptophyta; Magnoliopsida; Poales; Poaceae
Exons: 1
Coding region: 1-2574 (857 amino acids)
Source: RefSeq, a predicted model, not a curated record